AAGAGCUGCAAACACAGAUAGACAUAGACUCAAUCAAAAGACCACUAUGGAUGCAAACAAGAACUUUGUGGAUGCUGUCACUGAAGUCGACUUUGACUUCACCCCGUUUCUAAAACGGUACAAGGAUGGCCGAAUCGAGCGGUUGCUGAGGAGUCCUCUCGUGGCUGCGUCGGAGGACCCGACAGCCAACCGCAGGGUGGCAACGAGAGAUGUGGUCAUUGACCACGGCACCGGUGUGUCGGCACGGCUAUUCCUCCCCUCCCGAGCUGCCAUGGCCGCCGGCAGCAGGAGGCUCCCUCUCGUCAUGUACAUCCAUGGCGGCUCCUUCUGCACGGAGAGCGCCUUCUGCCAGACGUACCACCGCUACGCCACCUCCCUUGCUACGAGUGCCGGGGCACUCGUCGUCUCAGUGGAGUACCGCCUCGCACCGGAGCACCCCAUACCUGCAGCCUACAAUGACGCAUGGUCUGCGCUCAAAUGGGUGGCAACCUUCGCCGACCCAUGGCUUGCCGACUAUGCAGACCCUGCACGCAUGUUCAUCGCCGGUGACAGCGCGGGCGGCAACAUUGCCUACCACACAGCGGUACAGGCUAGCCGAGAUGGUGGCUUGGGCGUCGACAUCGAGGGGAUGGUCAUCGUGCAGCCCUUCUUCUGGGGAGCCGAGCGGCUACCUUCCGAGGAGGUCUGGGAUGGCGCAGCGGUAUUUCCGGCAUACGGGGUGGACUGGCUCUGGCCGUUCGUGACUGCAGGCCAGGCUAGCAAUGAUGACCCUCGGCUCAACCCCCCCGAUGAGGACAUCGCGUCACUGACAUGCCGACGUGUCUUGCUGGCCGUGGCCGAGAAGGACACCCUGCGGGAACGUGGGUGCCGCCUCCUGAAGCGCUUCCACGACUACUACACGCGCACUGGCAGCGGUGAGGCUACGCUGGUGGAGUCGGAGGGCGAGGACCAUGGCUUCCACCUCUACAGCCCGCUGCGCACCACCAGUAGGAGGCUCAUGGCGAGCAUCGUGCACUUCAUCAACCAGCCGCCGGCACCGAAGCUGGACGACGGCUUGCAUAGCGAGGGUAAGAAUAUUGACAGGACAUCAGCGACCACGAAAGCUCCAAAGCCUAUGAUACUAGGCGUGCCUCGCCGGCCAUUCAUGGACGUAUUUGGUUAUGGAAUGGAAAUGAAACAUCAUUGCAGUGGCUCGAGCUCGACGACCUGCAUGGCGCAUGCAAUGUCAAAAAUUGGAGGAUGUGGCAAAGCUGCUUCACCCAAGAAAAACUAUGGGCUAUUUUCGGGUGCACUGUGGCCUAAUAAGGCCUACAAGGGGCCAGCAGCAGCACUACCCGGAACUCAUCAUGUAAUCAAGAACAUGUGGUAA
Panicum virgatum (switchgrass) is the source of this 1369-nucleotide messenger RNA. Its product is annotated as probable carboxylesterase 5. The coding region runs from base 47 to 1369 and encodes 440 amino acids. Gene Ontology annotation, molecular function: hydrolase activity. Lineage: Eukaryota; Viridiplantae; Streptophyta; Magnoliopsida; Poales; Poaceae. The transcript has a single exon. The record is from RefSeq and is a predicted model, not a curated record.